AUGAUCCCAUGGAAUGAGAUGGUGAUCCGGGGUGAGGCGAAGUUGUUGAAUGUCGCUGGUGGCUUUGCCAAGUGCAUCAAAAUGUGCAAUGAUUGCGACUAUGUUGUUUAUAAUGAGUAUUACUCCGAGUGUUUUCUAAUUUAUUAUGAUCAUUAUGGUCAGAAAUUCAACUUCAUUACUGAUGAUUACCAGGUAAGCAUCCUAUUUGAAGAACGCGUUAGCUGCCAUAAACCUAUAGGAAACACUAUAGUCGUGGAUGGAAUAGAACUUAAGGAUUGCAUGCAGCUAUGUCUUACUCAUCCGACAAUGAGUUGUGAAGCCAUCUCCUACUAUCCUGAUAGGAAGUGCUUGUUACUGACAGGGACAACUAGCCGUGACUCAAACAUCAACAUAGGCACGAACUGCAGACAAUACAGGCUAAAUGCGAUCAAAUUUGCAGGAAUAUCUAGGAGAAAAGUAGGAACAAAACGGAAACCGCAUAAGUUAGCUAGCGAUUUUGGGCGGGCUAAAGCGCAUGGUGUGAAUAAGAAGAGUCAGGUAAAGUGA
Messenger RNA from Strongylus vulgaris, 546 nucleotides. NCBI's taxonomy places the organism in Eukaryota, Metazoa, Nematoda, Chromadorea, Rhabditida, Strongylidae. The record is from the annotation of a GenBank genome assembly.